Messenger RNA from Crotalus tigris (Tiger rattlesnake), 2440 nucleotides. It is a transcript of the gene SLC35D2, whose product is annotated as solute carrier family 35 member D2. The transcript is spliced from 12 exons. Bases 1267 to 2097 code for a protein of 276 amino acids. Gene Ontology annotation, molecular function: antiporter activity; GDP-fucose transmembrane transporter activity. Lineage: Eukaryota; Metazoa; Chordata; Lepidosauria; Squamata; Viperidae. Gene Ontology annotation, cellular component: Golgi apparatus. The record is from RefSeq and is a predicted model, not a curated record.
GGGACAGAUGACAGUUGCUCUUUAAAAAUCAAGAUUUAAAUAGAGUUGAUUUAAAUCAAGCCUUUUUACUAGUGAUUUAAAUCAUAAUUUAAAUCGUGAUUUAAAUUGACUUGAUUUAAAUCAAAUCCACCUUGCUUUGGAUAUAUCAUUCACUCUUCCUGAAUUCCUGGACAAGUCCCUGUAGAUUUCUUUUAACAACUAUUUUGAUACUUUAACAUUUGAUAGCUAUUUUGAUUGAAGAAAAUAAACCCUUCAGUUUAAAUUUGAAGAAAAUAAACCCUUCAGUUUAAAUUUUCAUUAUUUAAUAAUGAAAUAAUGAAUAAUUUCCAAAUAUUUUUUGUAAUUCAGUAUGCCAAAUGUUGAUACCAACAAUAUAAACUGAUAUUCUGAUGCUUUGUGUUUUAUUGCUUUCCUAAUUUCUAACUGCAUUUGUGUUUUUUACAAUAGUAACUAUGUAGACAUUGUUUUUUUUUUUAAUGGAACUUUUUUCCAACUUCAGUCAAUUCAGAAUUGGUCUAUAUUUGAACUAGAAUUUUUAUAUUAUGUGGAUGAUCCUUUUACAUUCAGAGUCUGAAUUGAUCCAGUUUUCUAAUUAAGACAAGUACAGAGUUUUCAAUUACUUAUAGCCAUCUAUUACAUUCCUGUGAAGGAAUGUAAAGCUGUAUUUGGGAAAGCUGUAUUUUGAGAAACCCAUUAAAGGGAAAAGAAAAAAGAAAUAUUAAGGGUAACUUGGAGAAGAGGUUGCACAGAAGAAGUAUGUCAUGCUCGAAAUACAGCAGGAAAGCCAGAGCAGCACAAAGCGCACCAAAGUGAUCCUCUGAGCUCCACAAGUCGGCCAAUAGACGAAGCUUCCCCCCCCCCCCCGGCUCCGAGGCAUUUUAACAGAAGAAAGAGGGGGAUGUUACAGCCGCGUGGGUGGAGACAGCCAAGCCGGGUGCAAGCUUCUUCCUGUUCAGCCUCGUUUCCUUUAGCGAGGAAGGGCUAAAGUCGCCCUUUGCCUGGCUGGCGGGGAUGUCAUUUCGUGUGACCGGCAGGUGGAUACCUGUUGCACAGGUGCGAAACAAUGAAAGCCAAGAUGCCGGACCAGGAGCCGGUUGCAUCUCUCCCUGGCCCUUCUCCGCUGCCCAAGCUGUUCUCCGCCCUUUUCUAUGGGACCUGCUCUUUCUUGAUCGUUCUGGUAAACAAAACAGUGCUGACAGUUUACAGAUUCCCAUCUCCAAUGUUUCUUGGAGUAGGACAGGUAUGUUCAUAGAUAAAAGAGAUUAAAUGAUGGUAACCACUAUUCUCAUCUUAUAUGUGUCAAAAUUAAAUAAAAUCAUUCAUUUUCCUGAUCUUGACAAAAGCAUCCCUAAAAAGUUGUUUCCACUUCCUCUGAUUUAUAUUGGAAACCAUAUAAGUGGAUUAUCAAGCAUAGGCAAGCUAAGCUUGCCAAUGUUUACAGUCCUGAGGAAGUUUACCAUUCCUCUUACAUUACUGCUGGAAAUUAUUAUUCUUGGGAAACGCUUUCCCCUGAGCAUUAUAAUCAGUGUGUUUGCAAUCAUUUUGGGGGCCUUAAUAGCAGCAGGAUCAGAUUUAGCUUUCGGCUUGGAAGGCUAUGUUUCUGUUUUGCUCAAUGAUAUCUUCACAGCAGCAAAUGGUGUUUAUACCAAACAAAAAAUUGACCCUCAGGAACUGGGAAGAUAUGGAGUAAUUUUUUAUAAUGCCUACUUUAUGAUAAUUCCUACAGUUCUCAUCAGUUUUUUCACUGGAGAUUUCCAGCAGGCCACGGAUUUCCAGCAGUGGACAAACGCUUUAUUUAUCUUUCAGUUUCUUCUUUCUUGUGUGUUGGGGUUUCUUCUGAUGUAUUCUACAGUUCUCUGCAGCCAUUAUAAUUCUGCUCUAACAACUGCAGUAGUUGGUGCUAUAAAAAAUGUGUCUGUUGCUUAUAUUGGCAUGCUAUUUGGUGGAGAUUACAUAUUUAAUAUGUUGAACUUCAUUGGACUCAAUAUCAGCAUGGCAGGAGGCCUGAGAUAUUCAUUCUUGGCAAUACGGGGACAGGACAAUCCUAAUUGUCCCCCCAUAACUGAAGAAAAAACAACUCCAGAUUCCAAGAGCUAACUGAAGCAAACAACAUGAAAAACUCUAAGGAUGCCAACUAGGCAAAAAUAUUUCCUUUGAUAGAAGAUGAUAACUGAAACACAUAAAAAUGCACCUGAAAAUUCACUUGCCAUAUUAAAGCAAUCUUCAACGUACAGAAAAUAGUUUGCAAAUUUUUGAGUUUCCAAGAAUUGUUCAUGAUUAAAAAUCCAAAAAAGAAUAUUCAGGGUAUAUAAAAUGUGGGUUUUGUUUAGGCUAUGUCUAUACCAGGCUUCAGAUCGUGUGUGGAAAAAAAAAAACCUGCAGUAGCAUUAGCCUGUAACAAAAUUUUGCUAGAAAGUUGAAAAGAACAAAUAUUUGUUGG